AUGCGACACUUGGCGUGGUUGAUGCUGGUGAUCCUGUGGAUGGUGCAGGCUGUGGACGGCUGUCCUGAUGUCUGCAAGUGCUCCAGAAAGUACCGUUCAGAAAAGACAGAGGUCAACUGUCAUAAGAGGGGACUUCGUGCCUUUCCCUCCAAACUGCCCCCCGAUGCCUGGAUUCUUAAACUAGGUGAGAACGGUAUCACGGACAUAAAGGCCAAUGCUCUGAGAUCAAUUCCAAAGAUUGAGAGCAUCAACCUGGAACGAAAUGCCAUCAAGUCCAUCCAUCCCCAAGCCUUCUCUGGUGCAAAGCAACUGAUGCUCCUCAAUCUUUUUGGCAACCACAUCACCACCCUUCCACCGAGAGGAUUUCAGGACCUCCUGAACCUUCGCUUCCUCAUGCUGGGACAGAACCAGAUUGGCACCGUCAAAGCUGACAUGUUUGCAGGAAUGAGGAACUUGUCAGAUUUAGAUCUUCCUCUCAACGCUUUGACAAUGCUCCCAUCUAAUGCCUUCAAGCCUCUGAUCGCCCUCAAAGUUCUGGACCUCUCCCUGAAUCGCAUCCAGAAGAUCUCCCCUAAGGCCUUCAGUGGACUCAGACAGCUCAUGUUUCUUAACUUAGACAAUAACAGUCUGAAGACUCUUCCAGCUGGAGCAUUCAAGCCUCUGCGAUCUCUGGAGAUGCUGGUUCUAGACAACAACUUUCUGUCCACACUGAGCCUGUCAGUACUGGAUGGCCUGGGCAACUUGCAGGAACUCUACCUGAGGAAUAAUGAGCUGGAGCUCCUGUCACCUGAUGCGUUCGGGAGUAUGGCCAAGCUUUCUCAGCUGGCUCUAAGUGGAAACCGCCUGAAGACAGUGGACGGAAACAUGUUCGCCCAUAUGCCCGACCUAAUGAAACUGCACCUCCAUGACAACCCGUGGGAGUGUGAUUGCAACCUCAUCUCCUUGGUGCAAUGGAUGGGGCAGACCAAGGCCACCCUGUCACCUCGGGAGGCCCUGAAGUGCGUGGGUCCUCUGGAGCUCCAAAACAAGAGCUUCUCCAGCCUCCAAGCUGACAAACUGAUCUGCCCUGCCUAACUCCAAAGAACAUGGAUGAA
Messenger RNA from Acanthopagrus latus (yellowfin seabream), 1094 nucleotides. RefSeq names its product leucine-rich repeat-containing protein 15. Gene Ontology annotation, cellular component: plasma membrane. The transcript is spliced from 6 exons. Gene Ontology annotation, molecular function: protein binding. The record is from RefSeq and is a predicted model, not a curated record. Lineage: Eukaryota; Metazoa; Chordata; Actinopteri; Spariformes; Sparidae. The coding region runs from base 1 to 1074 and encodes 357 amino acids.